AACCAAACGAAGGCUAUCUGGAUCCAAGCAAUACUGCUCAGUGCGGCCUGGUCUUUCGCUUUUGUCUCUAUUAAGAUGCCUGGUAUCAUAAUCAAGUUGAUGUUUGGAUUCUUUAACUGCUUUCAAGGAACCUUCUUCCUGGUAUUUUUCUUCCUCCUGAAUGAUGAGGUUAGGGCCAUUCAUCACAAGAGCCGAAAGUAUCUGCUCGAGUUCGGAGGCAACCACGAGGAGGACGAGGAUGGAGAGGAGACGCACGAAGAAGUCGCCUGGGAUGGCUCGUGCUUAACGCCGACACCUCAUCCUAUCUUAUCAGCCUCGGAAUCGGGCACCGGACAACAAGAGUCUAGCACCAGUGAGACUGGAAAGCAGCAAUUUCUCAGUCCAGUAUCGGCGGGACACAGACGCUCAUCCAUAAUGAACAAUCCUUUCACAAGAGCCUGGAUCAUGCGGAAGAGUUUGAGCCAUGCAAAUAAUCCGCUAGCCUCGGGUGAGGCAGCAGGCGGGUUUUCACUGGCUGCGAUGAAAAAUCAGGAAGCGCAUAAAAGUCCCUCGACCGCCACCAAUGCAGCUGCAUGUGGUCCCGUCGGUAGUCUUGGAGGGACGCUAGAUUCUGGAGCCAAGUCAGCUAAGCCAACCCUGAUUCAUAAGAACAAAUUGUACGACAUUUUUGCCGGAUCAGACAAGAGCAUGGCCACUAAGACGGUUGGACGGAUGGAGGAGGAUCAACACAAGAGUGUCACCGAGGAAUUUCAGGUGGCCCAAUCACCCAGUUUCCUGCAGUUGACGAGGAAGGCAUUGGAAGGAGAUAACGAUGAGUAUGUAGAAGAUGCCGAGGCUCCGGUCGAAGAGGAUGAGAGACACGAUAACGGGGAAGACGCAGAGGCAGAGGAAGAGGAUGAAGGUGAACAGACUUAUCGACAGGCCUACUCGGAGGAUUCUCGGCUCGCAGGUCGGAAGGGGCGGGAAUUGGUUAAAGAGGGCCAAUUUCUUCGGGAAGCAAAGCCAUUCUUGGAAAACACUCCCAACCGAUCAAGGCAUGUAAAGAAGGGUAAGCCAGGAUGGCCAAAAGUUAGGUUGAAUUGA
Molecule: messenger RNA, 1083 nt
Organism: Protopolystoma xenopodis
Lineage: Eukaryota; Metazoa; Platyhelminthes; Monogenea; Polystomatidea; Polystomatidae
Source: the annotation of a GenBank genome assembly